AUGGAACCGUCAUUUUAUUUGCUAAACAGACAUCAACAUGACAACAAUGCUGAUACUUCUACGGCAGCAACAAACGAGCAUAUUCUGCGGUCAAAUCCGUUCGAUUCCGAGAUUAAUGAUUCAGUUGCGAACCGAUCAUUCGAACAAGAGGAAUAUUUGACCGAGUGCGACGAUGCUGCUGACGUUGAGGAUGAAUUAUCACGGAAUGCUUUUGCAUAUGAAGAAGCAUAUAACGACGCACUAAUUACCGAGGAGAUUAACCAGCAAGAAUCGGUGAAUUUUGAAGCAGACGAGACAAAUAGAGACAGCGAUAAAGUUUUCAUUUUCGCCGGUGUGUUUUGUCGAAAAUUAUAUUGUUCCCAGCAGCGCCCACGUGAAUUCGAAAAGCGUAGUAUAGAAGGAAAUGAUAUGACGGAAGUUUUGGAGUUACUUUGGCAGGUAGCAAAAAAGCAGGUGCAUAGAGCAGUUACCUUCAAAGAUGAUAUUCCAACAUGGGCCGAAGAUGAUCCAAAACUGGAACACAUACAAAAAUUUGUAACAUUGCAAGAUGCGUGUAAAAAGAAGCUCUAUUAUGUGUCAUCGGUUUCUCCCAGACUUCUGCGGAAUUGGCGACAGACGACUAAAAUUUUUGUUUACGUCUACUCCACAAAUGUCGAAAAUAACACACAGUAUCAACAAAUUUUAAAGAAAUUAAUUUUACCACAAAACCCGGAUCGAUCUGGUGCCAACAGUACUGUGGAUGAAUCUGUACUAGCCGCUGAGCUUCGCAGCAAACAUCCUGACAUCGAGGGGCAUCAUAGUUCAUGGCUGCUUUGGGCCAACUUAAUCAAUUCUUCUCCGAUACACGAACGAGAUAAACUGAAGACAUCCAAGGCACCACCGUUAGAACUGGCGAAAUAUUUUCGAUGGACGGCUAUAUCUGAAGCAGCAAGAUUGCAGUCGUUGCAUAGAGGAAUCGUGGUAGCGUCGUCGAUCUAG
Messenger RNA from Sabethes cyaneus, 978 nucleotides. RefSeq lists its product as uncharacterized. The transcript has 3 exons. Bases 1 to 978 code for a protein of 325 amino acids. Lineage: Eukaryota; Metazoa; Arthropoda; Insecta; Diptera; Culicidae. The record is from RefSeq and is a predicted model, not a curated record.